CCCUCUUUCCCUCUCCAUUGUAUUUGUAUAUAAGUAUACAGAACAUACACGCUCACUAGGCCCCCUCAAACUAUCAAAAUGUCCACCAUCUCCUCCCCCCGCCCAUCAAUCACCUCCUCACGCGCCCACUCACCCACUCCAGCAUCCUCCCGCCGACCAUCUCUCGACACCCUCAAUACAAACGUCGGUCCAGGCCUCAGCGCCAGCUCGACCCCCUCCACAGCCCGAGCUGUCUCACCCUCCCUCCAUCCACGCCGCAAUCGCGCCGCCCUCCGCGACUAUUACAACCUCAAACCCUCGGCAGCAGAAACCCCGGGAGCUAGACGAUCCCGUAGCAUCCCCCGGCCCACAGACGCACCAGACACCUCGAAUCCCUCCGUUGUCCAGACCGGAACGGAACUCGAUAGUCCCGAUUUCGAUGCCCAGCGCUAUGUCAAUCAUCUCCUGGCUACGUCGUCGCUGUCAACGGUGUUGAAGGCGGAGAAUACGCUCGUCGGAGAUAUCAAAACGCUUGAUAGUGAGCGCAAGGCGCUGGUCUACGAUAACUAUUCGAAGUUGAUUCGGGCGGUGGAGACCAUUGGGAAGAUGCGGCAGAGUAUGGAUGAUCGCGGGGCGCCGUUGACUAUGACCAAGACGCUGGGGCCGGCCAUUGCUUUUGUGGCGGAGACGGCUGGGGGGUUGAUUCAGGAGGGGGAGGAGCAGAGACGGCGGAUGAAGGAGGCGAAGGCGUCAGAUGAGGUGGAGCGCAAGAAGGCUGAAAAGGAGACGGUGAGGUGGGUGCUUGGGACGCCGGCUCGACUGGAGAAGCUUGUUGCGGAUGGCAGUCGGGAGGAGGCUGAGAGAGAUUGGGAGGAGGUACGGGAGUUGCUUAAGAAGUGGGAGGGUGUGAAAGGUACCCAGGAGCUCCGGGAGGCUUGUGAGAAGAUUAUGGAGAAGAGCGAUGAAGCUUCUUGAAGGAUGGGCUGUGCCACAACCAAUUAUCGCAGUCGGGCUACCUUUGUGGACGCCCGCGAGCUGGCCUCGGGAAGAACACUUUCAGGGCUUGGGCUAUCGACUGUUGACGCUGCUUGGCCUGUUGACAGUCCGGAUACUGCUCGACAAGAGCACACGUUGAUUGGGCAUGGAACAACCUCAUAGGAGCGUCUGGCAACUGCUGGCUCGGGAUAGUUCCUAG
Messenger RNA from Aspergillus pseudotamarii, 1174 nucleotides. Its product is annotated as Vps51/Vps67-domain-containing protein. Gene Ontology annotation, cellular component: GARP complex; membrane; EARP complex. Gene Ontology annotation, biological process: Golgi organization; endocytic recycling; Golgi vesicle transport. The record is from RefSeq and is a predicted model, not a curated record. The coding region runs from base 79 to 954 and encodes 291 amino acids. The transcript has a single exon. NCBI's taxonomy places the organism in Eukaryota, Fungi, Ascomycota, Eurotiomycetes, Eurotiales, Aspergillaceae.